This is a messenger RNA of Aedes albopictus (Asian tiger mosquito), 720 nucleotides long. RefSeq names its product histone H1-like. Bases 1 to 720 code for a protein of 239 amino acids. NCBI's taxonomy places the organism in Eukaryota, Metazoa, Arthropoda, Insecta, Diptera, Culicidae. Gene Ontology annotation, biological process: chromosome condensation; negative regulation of DNA recombination; nucleosome assembly. Gene Ontology annotation, cellular component: nucleosome; nucleus. Gene Ontology annotation, molecular function: double-stranded DNA binding; nucleosomal DNA binding; structural constituent of chromatin. The record is from RefSeq and is a predicted model, not a curated record. The transcript has a single exon.
AUGUCUGCCGAAGUUGCCGCUGAAACCGGUGCCGCCGCCGCUGCUGCUGCUACUGCCCCGCCGCCCGCCUCCAAGGCGAAGAAGCCGAGGACCCCCAAGGGAGACGGCAAACCGAAGGCCCAUCCGCCGGUGAACGAGAUGGUAGUUGCUGCUAUCCGAACCCUGAAGGAGCGCAACGGGUCCUCCCUGCAGGCCAUCAAGAAGUACAUUGCAGCCAACUACAAAUGCGAUGUCACCAAGCUGGCCCGGUUCGUCAAGAAGGCCCUGAAGAACGGCGUCGAGAAGGGCACGUUGGUCCAAACCAAGGGUACCGGCGCGUCCGGAUCGUUCAAGCUGAAGGCCGAGGCGAGGAAAACCACCGGCGAGAAGAAGAAGAAGAAGCAACCGAAGACGGCCGCCGAUGGGAAGAAACGCGAAAAGGGCGCCAAACGGGAGCAGCAGCAGCAGCAGCAAAAGCAGAAGAAGACGACGGCGGCGGCGGCAAAGAAACCAUCCGGCGAGGGGAAAGCCAAGAAGCCAGCCGCGGCGAAGAAAACCAUGGCCGCCACCACCAAGAAGCAGAAGAACUCCGGUAGCGUGAAACAGGCCGCUGCCCCGAAGCAGAAGGCCACCAAACCUUCCAAGACCGCUGCGACGAAGCCAAAGGCCCCGAAACCGAAGAAGGCUGCCCCGGCGGCUAAGGCGGCCUCGCCCAGGAAGAAGACCGCUGCCAAGAAGUAA